GUUAAUUUCCAAUGAGAGACCUCAGCCAUGCUGAUGUGCCCAAUUGACACAAUCUGUCAACUACAGAAAAAUAGUGACACCUUGUGGUGCAUAGCAGACAGUACAUAUUACACCUUGUCGUGGUGGUACUCAAAUAAAAUUGAACAUAACUAACUGUUGAUUAUGUAGGGUCAAUUGAACACAAAUAUGUAAAAUGCAUACUCCAACCAUAAGAAAUACAGAACCUUUGUCUUUAUCCUUUCAUGAACACAUUUUCUAAUUAUAAUCCAAUGGGCCUCACUUAUAUGUACAUUUUUGUCAUCACUUACAGCUGAAUAUAAGAGUUUUCGCUCCUCAGGCAAAUGCAUUUACAGUCACAAUAAUACUGUAAUACCGCUUCAAAUGUAAUUUAAAUAGACUGUACACACUGUUUUCAAUAAUUCUGAGUGAUUCUAGAUUAUGUUGCUUUGUGAGAGAGAGAGAGAGAGAGAGAGAGAGAGAGAGAGAGAGAGAGAGAAAUUAACAAUGGAAACAUAAUAAAUCGAUUUAAAUGGCAUUUAUCCUAUUUACCAUAGUGUUGUGAUUUUAAGUGCUUUUUCCUAUGUGUGAUAAAAGCUUAUAUUCAUGCAUCACAAAAUACUACAAACAGAAGUUGUUUUUUUUUUUUUUUUUUUAAACUGGUUAAUUUAAGGCAAAAAUAGCCUGUUAAAUAGUACAGUAUGUACGCUGUCUGCUCUACAACGCAUUCAAUGUAGUAUAUCCUUUAUUGUUGUGGACAGCAUGUGUUUAAUAUAAUAUAAUCUUUUGUGUUGCUUGAAGUGAAAAUGUGCAAGCCCAGUUAAUCUCAUUAGAACGCAUUCAAUGUAGUAUAUCCUUCAUUGUUGUGGACAGCAUGUGUUUAAUAUAAUAUAAUCUUUUGUGUUGCUUGAAGUGAAAAUGUGCAAGCCCAGUUAAUCUCAUUAGAACCAUGCACUGUAACAGGUUUCACAUUCUCAGACUUCUGUAAUGAUAGCGGGAAAUAUAUAUGAGAUUAUUAAAUUGCACAAUAUUUAUUAAGUGGCUCAAGAUCAUUGUGAUUGAUUACAUAAUUUCAACCCUUUUUUUGUUUUCAUUUUUAUAGGCGUCAGUCGUUUAUUCAAGCAAGGGCUUAAGUCUGAAGUACAACUCUCCUGGACUUUACAGGCAAACUUAAAGAUGGAGAAUUCUACUGCAGGACCUACGGAAGACCUCAGAGUCUCAGUAAACUGCACUAGCUCUGGAAUGCAUAAUUACAUCUUUACUAUGAUCCCAAUUGUUUAUAGUUUCAUAUUUGUUGUUGGUGUUUUGGGGAACAGCAUGGUUGUGGCUGUAAUUUACUCCUACGUGAAAAUUAAAACAGUGGCUAAUGUAUUCAUGCUGAACCUGGCACUGGCUGACCUCACCUUUCUAAUCACGUUACCACUGUGGGCUGCUUACACAGCACUGGGCUAUAAUUGGCAUUUUGGAGGAUUCCUAUGCAAACUGAGCACUGGUUUGGUAACCUUCAAUCUAUAUGCCACAAUAUUCCUUCUAACCUGCCUCAGCAUUGACCGUUACGUGGCUAUAGUCCAUCCAGUGAGAUCACGACCAAGACGUACAUUGGUCUACUCCCGCAUCACCUGCAUCAUCAUCUGGGUCUUUGCUUUUGUACUGAGUGUGCCGACAAUGUGUUUCCGUGACGUCGUCUUAAUUGCCAACCCUAACAUAUCUGUGUGUGCUUUUUUAUACAAGGAUGCCAACUUGAAUAGAUUUCUGGUUGGGAUGGGCUUCGUCAAAAGCAUUUUGGGUUUCCUCAUUCCUUUUGUGAUCAUUAUCACCUGCUACUGUCUGAUUGGCAAGACCCUGCUGGGUGCCUACCAGGUCCAAAAAAGCAAGGCCCGAAAUGACGAAGUUCUGAAAAUGCUUGCCGCAAUAGUGGCUUCCUUUUUCAUUUGCUGGGUUCCGUAUCAGAUAUUUCACUUUAUGGACAUACUUGUUCAUUUGAAAGUAAUAAAGACAUGUAAGUUAAUUGACAUUGUUGACACAGCUUUGCCUUUUACAAUCUGCAUAGCGUAUUUUAACAGCUGUCUGAACCCCAUCCUUUAUGGGUUUGUGAAAAAACAUUUUAGAAGAAAAUUAUUACAGCUCCUAAAAUGUGCCUCCCCUUUAAAGGCCCAUCCAAGUCUAUCUACCAAAAUUAGUUCCAUUUCAUAUCGGGGAUCAGAAAAUUUGCAUUUAAAAGCUAACAAGUCCAUUACCUUGUGUGAUGAUAAAUAAGCACACAAACAACAUCAUAUUCUGUGCCAUUUAUAAAAGAUGGUUUUCUUAAAACAACAUAAUCUUAAAAUAACAUGUUAUUUUACAAUCUGGUCAUAAAAUUCCUUUAAAUUUUAGAUGAUGUUAAUCCAUCUUAAACCAUAUAAUUCAAUGUAGAUGGCUGAAAUGGUAUAAAACUACUAAUACCAUCUUAAGUACUGUAUUUUGCCUAGGCUAUCUUAUGUUUUAUGAUUAGGAUAUUAAGUCCACACUAUCUUAAAAUGAUUAAGGCCAUUCUGAAUGUAAGCUAAGUAAACUACCUUUUAUUCAGUUGUACAGUAGAUACUUCUAGUAUGAUGCUUAUGUUAGAGCGCAUAGCUAUAUGGCCAAAAGUUUUUCCAUCACCCUAUAAAAUUAACACAUUUUGCUUCAUAGAGUCGAAUGA
Messenger RNA from Polyodon spathula (Mississippi paddlefish), 2677 nucleotides. Its product is annotated as type-1 angiotensin II receptor-like. Gene Ontology annotation, molecular function: angiotensin type II receptor activity. Gene Ontology annotation, biological process: regulation of vasoconstriction; immune response; G protein-coupled receptor signaling pathway. Gene Ontology annotation, cellular component: membrane. The coding region runs from base 1174 to 2253 and encodes 359 amino acids. NCBI's taxonomy places the organism in Eukaryota, Metazoa, Chordata, Actinopteri, Acipenseriformes, Polyodontidae. The record is from RefSeq and is a predicted model, not a curated record. The transcript has a single exon.